Messenger RNA from Triticum dicoccoides, 1861 nucleotides. Its product is annotated as UDP-glycosyltransferase 88B1-like. NCBI's taxonomy places the organism in Eukaryota, Viridiplantae, Streptophyta, Magnoliopsida, Poales, Poaceae. Gene Ontology annotation, molecular function: UDP-glucosyltransferase activity. The record is from RefSeq and is a predicted model, not a curated record. The transcript has a single exon. Bases 126 to 1622 code for a protein of 498 amino acids.
UCUCAAUUAUUCUGCCUGCGAGUACAAAUUACAGUAGUCAUGUCGAGAGUCGAUCUAAGCCAUCGUAGUUUUACGAAAUCAACUCGCUGCAUCUUCCACAGGGUCGACGGGGAGGAGCGAGAACCAUGAAUCAGACAGUCGUCCUGUACCCCAGCGCCUUAGUCGGCCACGUCGGCCGCAUGACGAAGCUCGCCGGUGCCUUCCUCAAGCACGGCUACGACGUCACCGUGGUGCUCGUUGGCUACGGCACCACCGCCACCGAUCGUACGGCCAUCGAGGGAAUCGUCGCCUCCAACCCGUCCAUCAGCUUCCAUGUCCUCCGGCCGCCUCCUGCUCCUCCAGCCACCAGCUCCGACAGCAAGCACCCUUUACUGGUCCUGCUCGACCUCUUGCGACGGUGCAACGAGCCGCUCGGAGCCUUCCUCGGCUCCAUACCCCGUCAACGCCUCCACUCCGUGGUCAUUGACAUAUUCUGCGUCGACGCCAUUGACGUCGUCGCCGCGGCCGGCGUCCCGGUGUACACAUUCUUCGCCUCCUGCGCCUCCUGCCUGUCGGCCCUGACCCAGUUCCCGGCGCUGGUCGCCGGCAGGCAGACGGGACUGAAGGAUCUCGGGGACACGCCCCUCGACUUGCUCGGCGUCCCACCGACGCCAGCGUCUCAUUUCACCGAGGUGAUGCUGGAGCACCCGGAGGGCGAGGUGUGCAAGGCCAUAACGGAGAUCUGGAGGCGCAACACGGAGACCAUGGGGGUCCUGGUGAACACGUUCGAGCAGCUGGAGAGCCGGGCGGUGCGGUCGCUCCGGGACCCAGGCCGGAACAUGCCUGCGGUCUACUGCGUCGGGCCGUUGUUGGCCGGCGCUGGCAACGACAAAGGCAAGGACGGCGUCGACGAGUGCCUUGCGUGGCUGGACGCACAGCCAGACGGCAGCGUGGUGUUCCUCUGCUUCGGAAGCAUGGGCGUGCUCUCGGCGAAGCAGCUCAAGGAGAUGGCCGUCGGGCUGGAGAGGUCCGGGCACCGGUUCCUGUGGUGCGUGCGCGUGCCGGCGGCCGCGGCCGGUCACGUCGACGAGCACUCGGAGCAGGAGCAGGAGCCGGAGCUGGACGCGGUCCUCCCGGAGGGGUUCCUGGAGCGAACCAAGAACAAGGGCAUGGUCGUCAAGUCGUGGGCGCCGCAGGUGGAGGUGCUCCGGCACCGCGCGACGGGCGCGUUCGUGACGCACUGCGGGUGGAACUCGGUGCUGGAGUCCGUGGCGGCGGGGGUCCCGAUGCUGUGCUGGCCGCUGUACGCGGAGCAGAAGAUGAACAAGGUGUGGAUGACGGCGGGGGACGGCAUGGGCGUGGCGCUAGAGCUGGAGGGGUACCGGGACGGGUUCGUCGGAGCGGAGGAGGUGGAGGCCAAGGUGAGGCUGGUGAUGACGACGGAGGGCGAGGAAGGGGUCGUGCAGCUCAGGGCGCGGCUAAGGGGUCUCAGGGACGAGGCGGAGGCGGCGCUGGCGGACGGGGGCUCGUCGCGGGUGGACUUUCUCCGGUUCCUGUUGGACGUGAAGAAUCUCGAAGUCGGAGGGAGGGGAGCAGCUCAUCCGGUGAACAACCUGCAAAUCUUGAAUGCUGAAGCACCGUAGUUUACUCCCUCUGUAAACUAAAAUAAAAGUAUUUAGAAUACUAAAAAUAGUGAUCUAAACACUUUUAUAUUAGUUUACGGAGGGAGUACUUUACAGGAAGAGUACAAACAUUUUAUAUAGUUGGUAGGCUGCUGCUGAAUAACUUUUACGCCAUGGAUGCUUGUAUAAAUGCAUGCGGUUGUAUCUGUACCAUAAUUUUUAAGUUAAACUUUAGUAAUAACUACUCCCCUGUUUUAUAA